AUUAUUGUUUCGUUCAUUUUUCCAGCAGACAGACGUCGUAGCAAGCGUUCCUCCAUUGGGAAAGUGCAUUUCCAGAUAUCGGAUAAGAUCGGUAAAAUCUACGACUAAGCGGGCGUUUCACAGUUAAAAAAGAGUUUAUUUUUGUUUUGCUUAUUGAAAAAGUUAAUCCCAAAGUUCAGGCAUUUACUUUCGAUGCGAAGUAAUCCAUUCGCAGGGUAGUUUUCCGAUGGACAAGCGACGACAUGUUUGUCUCUGUGAAUGUGUGCGUGUGUCCGGCGUGAAUGAAAUAUAAAUGCGUGUUUAUAAAGCGAAUCACAUGAAAGUUUUGUUAUAAGAAGCGUAAUAAUUUAAAACACACACAGAGCGCAAUAUUAUUAAGCUUAAAAAUCAUCGCAAAGCGCUACAACCGAAGUAGGAAACAGCAAGCAGUACCGGUGGAAUUGGGAAGCUUUGUUCCUCCUCCCGGCCAUCGGAGUGUGUGUGUCUGUGCGUGUGUACGCGUGUAUUUGUAUAUGUGACUUGUGCUGUCAAACGAAGCAGCAUUAGCGGCGACAGUACCAACACCAAGCAUCGACGGCGACGGAGUUAACGCGUUUCUUUACCUGAAUUUCAGAACUACCAUAGACUUUGCGCCCGCGUGAUCGUCUAAGUGUAGUGUGUUUGCCAUAGUUUCUACCGAUCAGCUCGCCCAUCUACUGCACUGCAAACAUGGAGGUCGACCAGGAGUCGGGUGUGCUGCACUCGAUUUUAAGCCCCGAAGAGCUGGGGGCCAUUCCGGAAGCAUCGAUAAAAAAGAUUGAAAGCGCGUGCGAAAAGAAGUUUGAGGACUUUCUUACCGCAAAAGCGUUGUGCGAAACGACAAAGACUGACCUAGAAAAAAGCAAAGCAGAGUAUGAGAAACAAAUAGAGCUGCUGACACUCAAGGCGGAAGAUGAAUCGGCCAAAUAUCACUCGUCCCAGCUGAGCGUGAAGGAGAUGCGUAUCGAGCUGGAGGACGUGAAACAGGAGCUUUGCAAGGCGAAGGAAAAGCUGUCCUCGAACGAGGUCGAAAACGAUCGGUUCCGCAAGGAGCGCAACCAGGCGAUGAAUGAACGCGACGCCAUGGACAGUGCGCUGAAGCGGAAGGAGCUGGAAGUCGAGCGGCUGCACCAGGAUGUGCUCGAGCUGGAAAAGAAGCUGAAGUCGGCCAGCGUGGCGAAAUGCGAAGCGCUGGCCAGGCUGGACGAGAUCGUUAGCAAAGAGCACAGCCUUGAGUUUAAGGAGAAGCGCAUGGAUCAGGAGCUGUCGAUGCGGGACCAUCAGAUCGCUCGCCUGACACAGGACCUGGAUCAGGCUUUGCGGGAGCUGCAGGGCAUCCGGCGCGAUCAGAACAUCAAAUCGUUGACGGUGGAGACGAAGCUGUCGGAAAAGAACGAGGAGCUGAAGAUCGCUCACCAAACCAACACGUUCCUGACGGAGCAGAACACGGAACUGUCAUCGAAGGUGGAGGAGCUGGCGACCAAAAACAUGAAGCUGCGGACGGAAAUGUCCACCAUGAUGGAGCACUACCGGAAGGAGCUGGAUUCGCAGAACCGGCUCUGUGAGCUGCUGCAGCAGGACAAGCAGGACCACCUGGAGCAGACGAAAGAGCUCGAGUCGGCCAUCACCGCCCUGCGCCAGAUGCUGAACGAAGCGACCGAGUCGUGUGGUACGAUCGAGACCGAGAAGAAGCAGCUCGAGCUGAAGCACGCCGAGGAGUUGGCCGGCCGGGACAAGUCGAUCGGUGAGCUGCAGGAGGAGCUGAAACGCGCGAACGAGCUGCUGGCGGCGGCUCACGAGGAAAGCAUAGAGCAUGCGGUGGAAAAGAUAGCCCCGUCGGCAGCUGCUACCAGCCGCAUGCUGAAGACGGGUAUGUCACUGACGGAGGUGUACACCCAGUACGUCCGCACGAUGGAGCUGCUCCAGCAGGAGCAGAAAGAGAACGGCAAGCUGAAGCUGCAGCUGCAGAACAUCCUGCACGAGCUCGAGCAAAGUGCGCCGGAAAUAUCGCGCCAGCAGAACGAAAACCACAAUCUAAGAGAGGCAAACGAGGAGAUUACGCAGCAGCUCAACAAUCUGAUCGCAAAGAGCGGCGAAAUGCACUCGGAGAUGGCGGCAGUGCGGGAGAAAAUGCGCAUCGUGGAAGCGGAAAACAAAAACUUCCGCCAGGAGCGGGCGGAUCUCAGCCGGCAGAUCUGUCACCUGCUGAACGAGAUCGAGAAGAUGCAAAACGGUGUCAUUGCGCCGGACAUCGAGCUGGCGGGCAUCGGCAGUCCGGGCGAGCUGAUCUCAAAGAAGCUGGUGACGUUCUCCAACAUCCAGGAGCUGCAGGACAACAACGUGAAGCUGCUGCUGGUGGUGCGCGAUUUCAGCGCUAAGCUGGAGGAGAUGGAAAAGGUGCACAACUCGAUGAGUGCGGCCACGUACGAGGCGAAGCUGGAGGCGUGCAACAAGCGCAUCAACGAGCUGAAGGAUACGGUGGAGAAGCAUCGCAGCCUGCUGGAGCAGUGCAGCCAGCAGCGAGAUCGGUACAAGAAAAUGUACCACGAUGCGAUGCGCAGCUACAAUCCCGCCUUCUCGACCGCCAGCAUGAACGGCGGCAACAUGCAGAGCGAUUCAAUGAUGGACGGGCUGGAUGAGGUACCGCUGGCCAACAGCAGCACGGCGAACGACGCGAACGUCAGCAACAGCAGCAAUCAGCUGGCCGCAAUCGUGGCGGAGAAGGAGCGCAAGGUGACGGCGCUGGAGGCCAACCUGCAGGAGCUGCAGAAGGAGCUGGGUGGUGUGAAGAAGGAGUAUGAGGCUUACCGGCGCGAGAAGCUGGCCAACGAUAAGGCGGUCAAUGAGCAGUUCGACAAGUUCCGUACCGAAAUCCGCGAGCUUACCGCAAACAACGUGAAGCUGAUGGGCACCAACGAAUUCAACGCCGAGCAGAACCGCAUGAUAUCGAAGAACAUCACGACGUACAAGAACCAGAUCACGGCGCUGGAGGAGCGUAAUCGCAACUAUGAAGGCACGAUUGCCAAGCAGGAAGCCUCCAUUAUGUACCUGAAGGAGGAGGCGAUGAGCGCACAGUCGAAGCUGGCCCGCGCCGAGGUACAGCUGGAGAAUCUGAAGCAGGAGUGCCGGAUUCUGAAGGAUAGCGAAUCGCGCCUGCAGGCGGAACGUGAAAUUCUGAACCGCGAACGCUGCAACCAGAAUCUGCUGCUAAACAAUCUGGAAAUGAUCAAGGUCAGCAUGGAGCGGUCGGAGAACGAAGGCAGGCAGCGGCUCGAGUCCCGGCUCGACGAGACGUCGCGCGAAUGUUCGGCCCUGCGGCGGCGGUUGCAAGAGGAGCAGGAUCGGUUCCGGGAGCAGAUGGCUUACCUGCAGCGGCAGGUCGAAACGGCACAGAAGCGGAUGGACGAAGAGGUGGCGAUCGCCGAGGGCCACCAGGCAGCGCUGCGGGAGGCUCGCGAUGAGCUGGAGAUCAAAUCGCGCAAGAUCGACGAUCUGCAGCGCAAGCUGCAGGAAUCGCUGUCUACGAACGACGAGGACAAUCCCGUGACGCAAGCGAGACGAAAGAUUCGCGAGCUCGAACAGGCCCUGGCGGAGAGUGCGGUCGAGGUGGAGUCACUGCAAGGGCAGCUGGCAACGGCCCAGGAGCACAUCAAGCAGUACGCGCAGCUGUCCGAAUCGGCCGAAAAGGAGCUGAAGGAUCUGACGGAGCUGUACAACCGCACCAAGCAGACGAGCGAGCAGGAACUGGCGGCGGUGCGAAAGAGCGAGGAAGAGCUGCGCACUCAAGUGGAAGAGCUGAAGACGCAAAUAUCGUUGAAGCUUACCGAUGAGCAGCUCACCACCGGUGACCAGAAUUCCGAACUGCACAAGGUGCAGCUGGAGCUCAAGAGCACGCUGGAAAAGCUGACCGCGCAAGCGAACGAGCUGCGUCAGUAUCGUGAAAAAACCAACAACAUGUCCGAUGAGCUGCGUGCCGUGGGAGAGCGGUAUUCGCGCGAGGUGAUGGAGCAUUCGAACGACAUUACGCAGCUGGCAAAGCUGAAGGAAGAGAUGCACCGCACGCAAGCCCAAUUCGAUGAGCUGAGGAAGCAGCGCGACCAGGCGCAGGAGCAUCUGAAGACGAACGAAGAGUGCUGGAAAAAUCGCGAACAGAUGCUACGCACCGAAGUGUCCCAGCUCGAAGAACAGCUCAACAGCCUCAACUCGCAGAAUGCGGUCCUGCACGACCAGAUACAGAGCCUGAGCACUCGGUUCUCGAUCAGUGCGGCGGCGCUCAACCAGUCGGCCGUCCUGUCCGAAUCGGCGACCAAUCCGGACGAUUCGAUGGGCGGCGCGGACGCUUCCAUACUGAACCGCUCGCUGAACGACGAGGAGAAGCAAUCGCUCGAACAGAUGCUACAGAUCAUCAAAUACCUGCGCAAGGAGAAGGACAUUGCGGUGGCCCGGUUCGAUGUGCUGCGGUCGGAGAACGUGCGCAUACAGUCGGAGUUCAUGAUGCUGCAAAAGAACUUUGACGAGUCGCAGGCGGAACUGAAGCAAAUGCGCGAGAACGUCGACACCGAAACGGUAACCGCGGCCAAGCACGAGGAAAUCCUGCGCAAACUCGACACGUACAACGCACUGACGGACAGCAACCGAGUGCUGAGGGAGGAACGGGACGGUCUGAACCAGAAGGUGCGAGAGCUGUCCCAGCGUUUGCUCGACGCAGAGGAUAAGCUGUUCCCGCUCGAGGAAAAGGUGCGCGAACUGACGGUUAAGCUGGAAUCUUCCACCAACGAAAACACGACCCUGCGUAUGGAUGUGGCGCGCCAGCGGCAGCGCAUGACAACGCUGGUCGAACGUUCGUCGAAAACAAACUCGGACGACUGGAAGCGCAUGCAGACGGAGCGUGAAAAUCUCGCCAAAAUGCUGAUGGCCGAGAAGGAGCUGCUGAAGCAAGCGAACGAGGAGCUGAACACGCACAAAGUCGAGCGCACGAGACUGGAGGCGGAAAUGGGCACCGUCAACAAGAAGCUGCAGUCGGCCAACGCGCUGGUAAAGAAGCUGUCGGAUGAUCUGGAAGCAUCGGCCGUCCAGGCAACGGAGAUCGAAACACUUCAGGCCGCGUUGAAGACUGCGGAAGACAACCUAGCGGAUAUGCGCAUCAAGGAAGGCCAGAUUCGAAAGAUUGCCAAGCGCUACAAGGAUGCAUUCACGGAGCUGAAGCGCGAGACGGACGCGCGGAAGGAAGAUGAAGCAGCAGCAGCAGCUGGAGGGGCAGGAGCAGCUGGUGCUAACGCGGCAGCCGGUGGUUCGUCCGGCGAUGGUAACGCUUCCGCCGGUGAUGCAGCGGCUGCAAUGCAGGAAGCAGGAGCAGCGGCGGACUCGGAGGAUAUGCGCAAACAGAUAGCGACGGCUACCGAAGAGAUUGACACGCUGAAGAAGGAAAACGAGCUGCUGCGGGCGAAGCUGGAGAAGGCCGAACGCGGCAUGGACAUUAUGAAGGAUGCGAAAAACCGCAUCCUGGCCCUGACGGAGCAAAAGAACAAUGCGGCACGGGAGCUGAACGCGGUGAAGUCGCAGAUGCAGCAGCAGCUCGAUCAGAUGCGCGAGGAAACGGACACGCUGAAGGCACAGUACGAGGGGCGCGUGACGCGCUGCGAGAAGGAGAAUGCGGACGCCGAUCGCGAAAGCAAGGACGCGAUCAGUCGGCUAACGAGGGAAAACGAGCAGCUGACGAUUCGAUUGAACCAGCUGAACCGGCAGCUGGGAUUGCAGCAGGCGGUGGCCAAACCGACGACCAGCGCGGUUGGUGCGGGCGCGUCCGACAAACCGGUGGGCGAAAGUCCCCGCACGGCGAACGUGAAGCCGAUGGCCGGGCCCAGCCAGCAGCAGUCGGCUACGGUUACGCCGAGGCGGGUGAGCGAAACGCCGCUGGCCAGCAUCCGGCCGAUGGCUGUGGGUAGUCGCACCGCCGCCGUGCUCCCGACGAGCCAAUCGAGCAGCGCUAACGUUGCGAUCGUGCAGGGUUCGUCGGCGUCCGCAACGGUGUCGACCAGUCCGGCGCAAGGGGUCAGCGUAUCGGGUGGAUCCGCGGCAAGUACGGCAGCUUCCGGUAGCGGCAGCAGCAGCAGCAGUAGCGCCGGUAGCUCCCUAGUGGCAGGUAGUGGAGGAAGCGGACCGGCUGGAGUGUCCGGCACACCGUCGACCAGCGGUCUCACCACAGCGCUCGUUCCGCCCCAGCAGCAGCAGGUGCACAGUGCAACCGCGACCAGUAGCAGCAGCAGCAGCACCAGCAGCAGCAGUUGCAGCGCCACUGGCGUCACCAAUCCGAUUGGUUUGAACGAAUCGAUAUCCUCACCGACAAGCUCGCACACCGACUACAUGCCGGCGACCAGCUCGGCCAGUGUGGCCGUUGCAGCAGUGCCGCCAAUGGGCACCGCUUCCACUUCCACGGCCGAAAGCUCUUCCUCGUCUUCCAGCACGUCCACGCAUGCGGAGGGGGAAAAUGCACCGCAAAUCGCUCGACCGGACGACCAGGCCCAGCAGCAACAGGUGCAGCAGGCCGCCGUAGCUAUGGUGAUGCCCCAUGUGGAAGGAGUUGUUGGCCAGCAACAGUCACCGCAGGCUCAUCUGUCGCAGCAGCAGCCGCAAUCGGCGGUACAGCUUCAACCACUGCAGCAGCAACAGCAGCAGCAACAACAGCAGCAACAGCAGCAGCAGCAACAGCAGCAGCAACAACAGCUCCAACAGCAGCAGCAACAACAGCAGCAGCAGCAACAACCGCAGCAGCAACAGCUACAGCAGCAACAACCACAGCAGCAACAGCUACAGCAGCAAUCAUCAGCUCAAGCAUCCUCCAGCAACACUGUAACCACUACACAGGCCGGUCACAAGCGACCCCGCGACGUAGAAGGUGACAGUUCGACCGAUAACGCUGGCCAACAGUUGGUCAGUAAGCCAGCGCCGGCAAAAAAGCGCCUUCGAUUGGUGCAAGUGGCAGCAGACGGUUUCCAGGGUGUCAGUGAAUCUGGCUUAGAUGUUGAGUAUCAAGUGCCGACAUCUUCGCAGCGCGAUCAAGAGGACGACAUAAUCGUGGUAGACUCCGAGGAGGAAGACGACGAUGAUGAUGACGACGAGGAGGAGGAGGACGUUGUUAUGGCUGACGAGGGUACGGCCGAAGCGGAUGACGGUCCGUUCGAUGCGUAUGAAACGGAGGAGCUGGGCGUUGCCGGCGGUGUCGGUGCGUACGACGAAGGCGAAGGGCCGGACAUCGACGAGGAUAACAACAUCCAGUCCGCCAACAAUGAGGUCGAUGUGGACGAAGACGAAGCACCGAAUCCGUGCGGUACCACCUCAACUACCUCCACGUCGACGUCCUCCACCUCAUCGUCCACGCUGUCCGCCAAGGUAAUGGAUACGACCGCGGACGUGGAAACGAGCAGCACCAGCAGCUCGACCGUACCCGCCGGCGGCAGUUCCGUUGCCGUAGCCGGUGCCUCCACCUCUACGGAACCGUCCUCCGCUGUCGAAAGCGGCGCCAGCACAAGCUCGACAAGCGGUGGCAAUACAUCGAACGAUGCGCAACAGCUACCGCAGAUCCAAAGCACUACCGGGGCCAGCCACGGCGAAGCAUCUGCUGCCGGUCAGCAAUCGUCUUCCUCUUCCUCGUCAGCCCUACCGUCGGGCGCCGCUGCGUCCUCGACGGGAGCGGGCAGUACCGCGGCCCAAUCGCAGGCAGCGGCUGCAGCAGCCGCAGCGGCUGUGGCGGUCGGUGGCAGCGGCGUUUCCGCCGCACGGCAGGUGGUCAAUCCGCUCAGUCGCCAGCAGCAGCAGGCGGCUCAUCUCAUGCUGAUGCAGCAAAACUACGACCACCACGAGGGUGCGGACGAUCGCAUCGUACCGAGCACACCGACAUUGUACGCGCCUCGGCGAACAGAUGGCUUCAGCGUAGGUUCGCCGCAUCCGCAGGUACCAACUGCCCGCUUUACGUUCAGCGAAACGUCGGCCAGCCGUCAGUCGGUCGGUGUGGUACCGACCAGUGGUGGUAGUGGUGUGGCCGGCGGCAGCAACGUCAGCUUACCGGAAGGCAUCGACGAUACCCGCAUUGAUUUGUCCCAGCUGGACGAAGCAACGGUGGCCGGUGGCAGUGGACGCAGCGUACCUACAACACCGCAGCAUACGACCCACUCGUCGUCGGAACAUUCCAUAAUGGGUGGCCUGUCGGCGGCGGCGGCGGCAGUAGCAGCCGGUGGGCCGACUAGCAGUGGCGAAAGCCAAGUGCCCGACAUUCUUGUCUCUGGUGCUAAUAUCGGAGACGGUUACAUCCCAGAGUCAACAACGAGCAGCUCGAUCGAUCCACUGUAUUCCUCCGAAGCGCAGGCGUCCACCGAUGCCGGCGGCCCGGGGGCGCUUGAACGCAGCGAACGAGAGCUGCUGGAGGAAGAUGACGAUCUGGUCGAUGGUGGCGAUUCGCGCAGCAUCGGUGCGGAAGCUAACGCUACCAUCGGCGGGGACGAUGUGGACGACGAUGACGUGGACGGAGACGUAGAUAUGGAGGAGCACAAUACCAGCACCAGCACCACCGCCAGCACGUCUACCGGCAAGCCACGCGGAGGACCGGCAUCGGCGGCAGCAGCCGGCUCGCAGUCAACUACAGCGGCCCCGAGCACAUCGGCCGCCAGUUCGGAAUCUCCUGCUGUCGGCACGGCCCAAGCAUCGGGCUCCGCCAGCGGCAGCGGAUCUUCGUCCGCCCCGCGUAAAAACGAAGCCGAUGCCGGUGCUGCCGACGAUGGUGUCAGCUCCGAGGGUGAACAUCUGAACAAAAGUUUAGUUCAGUCGCCGAUGGAAGAAAGCAGCGAGGCUGAUGUGUUGGAAACUCCGAGCAGCAACAUGCGCUUGCGCUCUUCCUCCACCACUCCACGCGCAGCGACGAAUGCAACCACCCGACGGGCCCGUCGUAUACAGCCACGGCCCCUGAAUCGAUCGUCUUGGGACGAAAGCAGACCAAAUCGCUCCGUUGCCCAGUCGAUGGGAUCUCCUCCGCAGGGUGGGCAUCACUACCAACCUCCUCACAUGAUGCAGCAACAUAUGCACAUGCAGCAGCAGCACCAGCAGCAGCACCAGCAGCUGCAACAGCAGCAGCAGCAGCAGCAGCAACAACAUCAGCAACAGCGACAGCAGCAACAACAGCAUGCGCAAUCGAGACGCGGAAAUCAACGUGGUCGUGGAAGACGCUCGAAUGCUUACCGAUAUCAGUAAAUCUGUGUGGAACUGUGGUGGUCGGUCGUUUAUUACGUCCUGCACUUAGUUAAGCCCCGUACUCUAUAUACUACUCUACAUACAGCUCAAUACAGCUGUAGCAUCGAUGCCGGUGGGACCGUGCUGCUGCAUCGCCUACUACUACUACUACAACCGCUCACAAUGCUGAUUCCUAUCGCGGGUAAAGUUCGCGGCUUAGCUUAUGAAGCGAAUUAAAAGACAAACGUUCUGCAUUCGACGAAUGCAGGGAGAAGGCAAAACACAUUCACAAACGAGAGGAGUGGCAAGUUUAAUCAUUUCAAAAAAUGUGUCCCGAUGGAAUUACUUGUAGAUUCGCUAGCGUUAAGGGGUGCUCCUCGUGUUUUGUGCUAAGGUGUGCUAAUUAUAAUGAUUUUCCCUCUGUAAACUUUGUGUGUUUUCCAACGAGCACCAGAAGAGCCCGCCAGAGAAGAUGGAUUCGUUCUUCGCACAAGUAUAAAUGGUCAGCGCGCUAAUGAUGAUCAGCUAGCUCUGUGCGUAGGUAGACAUGUACCGCAUUAAGCGUAUAAUUAAAAAUGAAAUAUAGAAAGUAAAAAUAUCUGGCUGAUUAA
This is a messenger RNA of Anopheles arabiensis, 9848 nucleotides long. RefSeq names its product nucleoprotein TPR (gene Mgtor). NCBI's taxonomy places the organism in Eukaryota, Metazoa, Arthropoda, Insecta, Diptera, Culicidae. Gene Ontology annotation, biological process: mRNA export from nucleus; protein import into nucleus. Gene Ontology annotation, cellular component: nuclear pore. Bases 709 to 9258 code for a protein of 2849 amino acids. Gene Ontology annotation, molecular function: structural constituent of nuclear pore. The transcript is spliced from 8 exons. The record is from RefSeq and is a predicted model, not a curated record.